AUGGUGGUAUGCCUGAUCACCGAUGCCGAUGAGACGGCCAACAGGGAGGAGGUCAGAGACCUGGCAGUGCGGUGCUCGGGCAACAACCUCUUCCUCAACAACAUGGAGAAGGUUCUGAUCCGUCCCACCGCGUUCAAACCGGUGGUCCCGAUGAACCGCCACUCAGUGCAGUACCUCUCCCUGAGACCAGGGGGCAACCUCUCUGAGAGCCAAGGCACCCUCAACCUCCUCAUGCCCCUGUCUAUCAACGGGAAUAACGGAAAUACAGUGGUCAAUAACGUGAAUACCGUGUUCAAUAACGUGGUCAAUGGCACGGGGAGCUACGGGAACGUUGUACCUCUGGUCGGCUCGUCCUCUUCCUCAGAUAGCAAGAGGAACUCAUACAGCGGAGGACGCAACGCUCGCAGCAGCCAUUCCUGCUCCAUGUCAGACUCUGGCCGUAACUCCCUGUCCAGCCUGCCCACCCACAGCAGCCUGGCCAAUAGCGAGGCCUCCGGGUCGGGUUCAGGGUCUGUGGGGUCCGGGGUGGGCCCGGAGCCUGGGAGAACCACCACCACAAACGGGGGGUCGGGGAUCAACGGAGGUCACGCCCACUCUACCUCCCACGGUCACUCAAACUCGGACAGCGGGCGGUCGUCGUCCAGUAAGAGCACAGGGUCGCUGAGUGGGCGAGGCCAGCCCCUGUCGGACAGCGGGUCGUGUGGGCGCUCGCCCCCGACCCUGGAGGGUUACGAGGGGGUGGUUAGGGAGCUGGAGGAGAAGUUGAGGGAGAGAGACCUGGAGCUGCAGCAACUCAGAGAGAACCUGGACGAGAACGAGGCCGCCAUCUGUCAGGUAUACGAGAAGAAGCAGCUUCGCUGUGAGAGAGAGCUGGAAGAGCUGAGACAGAGCUGUUCCUCUAAGAUGAAACAGGCUUCACAGAAGGCCCAGAGAGUACAACAGGCCUUACAGCUACAGGUGUUCCAACUGCAGCAAGAGAAGAAGAAGCUUCAGGAGGACUUCUCCUCUCUGCUGCAGAACAGGGAAGAGCUGGAGAGGAGGUGUGCCUCUAUACAGAGAGAGCAGACCCAGCUGGGACCACGCCUAGAAGAGACCAAGUGGGAGGUGUGUCAGAAAUCAGGUGAGAUCUCCCUUUUGAAACAGCAACUGAAGGAGUGCCAGUCAGAGCUGAGCCAGAAGGGCGGGGAGCUGGUGGUCCUGAAGUCCCAGUUGAGAGA
This is a messenger RNA of Salvelinus fontinalis (brook trout), 1217 nucleotides long. Its product is annotated as leucine zipper putative tumor suppressor 2 homolog. The record is from RefSeq and is a predicted model, not a curated record. The transcript has 5 exons. The annotation marks the transcript as partial. Gene Ontology annotation, biological process: negative regulation of canonical Wnt signaling pathway. Lineage: Eukaryota; Metazoa; Chordata; Actinopteri; Salmoniformes; Salmonidae.